AUGGUCGCAUUACGUUUUGAAGCUGAAACGCUGAAAACGCAGGGGCCGCCUGUGUUUCGAAGGUUGAACUUCAGAGGCCAGCGCUUCGCUCCAAAUGUCGUCGUCUCUAAAGAUGGCAAUGGCAAUUACACCACAAUUAGUGAAGCUGUGGAAUCUAUUCCUGGUUCAGCGAAGGGGAGUUAUGUAAUUUAUGUAAAGAGCGGGAUUUACCGAGAAAAUAUUACCAUAUCAAGGCCUUAUGUCAUUCUUGUUGGUGACGGAGCGAGCAAGACAAUUGUUCGUAGCAAACUCAAUAAUGAUGAUGGAUACAACAUUCGGAACUCUGCUGCAGUUGAUAUACAUGACAAUAAUUUGCUUAUCAACUUAUUUGCAUACCCUUUAAGUAUGGAGACUAAUUUCAUUUUUUUUUUGCCAGCUAUAGCUGCAGAUAACUUCAUCGGCAAAUUCAUUUCAUUUGAAAAUACAUCAGGACCACAGAAACACCAAGCGGUCGCAUUAAUGAGCAACGGAGACAAAUGUGCCUUCUACCAAUGUUCAUUCAAAGGCUAUCAAGAUACUCUAUACAUAAACCAAGGGCGACAAUUCUUCAGAGAAUGCAAAAUAUACGGAACAAUCGAUUUCAUCUUCGGCGACGCAGCUGCAGUAAUCCAAAACUCCAGCAUCAUACUACAAAAACCAAUUCCAGGACAACAAAAUGUGAUAACUGCUCAGGGAAGAGAAGAUAAAACAAAGAAAACAGGAAUCGUAAUUCACAACUGUAAUAUUAUUACCGCAAAUAAUUUUCAAUCAGGAGAUGCAAAAUGUUAUCUUGGGAGGCCAUGGAAGAAGUACUCGAGGACCGUGAUAAUGAAGACGUAUAUUCAUAAAGCUAUAGAGUCCUCUGGUUGGCUUGAUAUGGACGGUAACCAUGGUACUGUCGUGUACAGGGAGUACGAUAACUACGGACCGAGUGCGGGUACAAGUGAUCGAGUUAGAUGGGCAGGGUAUAAAGUGCUGAAGACUGAAGAAGCGAAGGCAUAUACAGUUAAAAGGUUUAUUGAUGGAAAUCACUGGUUAUCGUCUACCGGUAUCCCAUUCACCUCUGGGCUGUAA
Messenger RNA from Asparagus officinalis (garden asparagus), 1092 nucleotides. RefSeq names its product pectinesterase-like. The transcript is spliced from 3 exons. Gene Ontology annotation, biological process: cell wall modification. The record is from RefSeq and is a predicted model, not a curated record. Bases 1 to 1092 code for a protein of 363 amino acids. Lineage: Eukaryota; Viridiplantae; Streptophyta; Magnoliopsida; Asparagales; Asparagaceae. Gene Ontology annotation, molecular function: pectinesterase activity; pectinesterase inhibitor activity.